GCGAAAAUUGCGCAUGCUGAGAUGCCGGCAGUCACGUCAUACCAGCGGCAUCCCCGAACUUGAAUCUUAGUCAGCGACAGCAAAGCACGGCAUCAUGACCAAGCUCAAGGUUUGGCACCCAUUCAGACCAGCUCAGCAUCACCCGAGAACUCCGAAUCGGACGUCAUGUCUGGCUCGGAUGGGACUUGUCCCGGGCUGACUUCAGUCCAGUUGCGGAUCGGACCGAUUUCUGGACCGAUUCUUUGCACCGUAACCCGAUUUUAGUUUGAGUCCAUUCUGGCAUUUUUUUUUUGCGAGCGGCGCAGUCACCUGGCUGGCUUCUUCCUGCGCAGUUGCAAUUGCGUGCCGCACGGUGUCGCGAUCUGUGAACGAUGGAAUUCAAUCGAAUCCGCAGCGUCGAGGGCCACACCCUUUUGACCAUCCCCCGUCAUAUUAAGCAGCCGUCGCACUCCAAGCACACCAAUGUCUUAUCCUCCACAACAAAUGGCCCGCUUCACAGGUGAAGCCGGCGCAGCCCUCGUUUUCCUCAUCGCUUACCUGGCGAUCUUCGCGUGGAUGCUCUUUGCAUACCUCACCCACCGCAUCAAGUGGCGCUCUCGCUACUCGCUUGUCUUCUUCCACGUCACCGUCCGCCUCGCCUCGCAGGCAUGCGGGAUCGCAUUUGGCAUCCUCGGGUUCUCGAACACGAGUGUGUUUCUGGCAUUCCUCAUUCUCGGCGCAGAGGGGUACUUUUCGUUGGUGCUCUGCGCGUUCCGCUUCGUCGUGUCCUGGCACCAACACAAUCUCUCCAGUGGCGAAUCCUGGCUCGAGCCCCGCGAUCCGCCCAACACAAACAAAUGGCGCAAGGGCCUCAUCUUCACGCUCCUCGGACCGCUCGCGUUCGUCGUCUACGGCGACCACCCGAUGGUCUUCUUCCACUCCGCGCUCGUCGCCGCCAACGUCGCCAUCAUCGUCGGUGGCUCAUACCUCGCCGGCGUCGACUACACUGACCUGAACUCGGCCGACGCACGCCACAGGAUGCUCGUGUCGCGCAUCACGCGCACCACCGGCCAGAGUGUGUUCCUCGCAGCCAACACGCUGUUGCUCGCCGUGGUCCUGGUCACGAUGCGGAACAACCGCCGGGAGGGGGACGCUCGCCGCCGGCCUGGGACCGUCCAUCCAACGCUGGUGCUGCUUCUCCUUGCGUGGUUCCCGCUCAUCGUUCGUGGCAUAUUCGGAAUCCUGCAGGCUUGCGUGUGGAGCUUGUCGUAUUACAAUCCGAGCAACUAUGACGCCGGAGGUUUCACCCCCCGGUUCUCUGCAAUCGAAUACGUUCUGGGAGUGUUCACGGAAUGGCUAGCCUGCGUGCUGCUCAAUCUGACAUACUACACCUCCAAGAAUGAUCCUCGCAAGCCCAGCAUGAGCGACGAGAGGGAGCGGGAGUGGAUUGGCCUGAAGGCCGGAAAUGCGUAGAUCUUUGCCAGGUUUCAGUCUUUCUCAGUCAUAUAACCCCUUGCAUACGUUGGAGUGAUCGUCCACAAACGCUCCUUGUCUCCUGAGGAAUGACAAAAAGUGUGUGAAUGUGAAUACCAAAAUCACACUCUGAUGUGCAAUUCACACUCUGAUGGACAUCUUUCCCACUGCUGUGCCUUCCAAAUCCCAUUUGAUGCGCCGCAAUCUUUGUGAUGCGUCCGAUCAAUCAACGGCAAUCAAGUUGAUGACAGUCUAAGAUUGAGUCGGGACAGGGAUGUACACACUACUUACUUAUACUCUCUGCAAUAUAAGUAUGUGUGACCAACAAGAUCUCUCCUUUUCACUAUGCUCAGCUUCCCAGGGCUACAUGUUAAACUGAUUUCGGACAAUUAUAAGCGGGAGGUGGGUGAGGCAAAGUGUACCACCUCGUGUUGAUGCACUGCGCACUAUGUUGAUAAUCUGGAUUAAAUUAACGCGCGAUAUAGUCUGCUAUCCUUGAGGGUCGCUGGAUUAAAUUUUCGUUAAAAGACAUGAGCCUAGAAUGCACAUCGGCGGGUCUGUGUCCAAGAAGACAAAGCGCGUUUAGAAAUAAAUCAUCAUGUGGACUUGAAUGAUAUUUAAAUUAUGACUGGGUGUAUUGGUGUCCAA
This is a messenger RNA of Mycena citricolor, 2100 nucleotides long. The record is from the annotation of a GenBank genome assembly. Lineage: Eukaryota; Fungi; Basidiomycota; Agaricomycetes; Agaricales; Mycenaceae.